Torulaspora delbrueckii is the source of this 1686-nucleotide messenger RNA. Its product is annotated as amino acid permease. The record is from RefSeq and is a predicted model, not a curated record. Gene Ontology annotation, biological process: amino acid transmembrane transport. Lineage: Eukaryota; Fungi; Ascomycota; Saccharomycetes; Saccharomycetales; Saccharomycetaceae. Gene Ontology annotation, molecular function: amino acid transmembrane transporter activity. The coding region runs from base 1 to 1686 and encodes 561 amino acids. The transcript has a single exon. Gene Ontology annotation, cellular component: membrane.
AUGGUUUCGAGCAAACAAUCUUUCGACAGUAGAGACACUGGGUUGUUAAAGAAUGUGGUCAAAGACCCAAAGUCUGCUCCAGUGGUACAGAAUUAUGAAGUGACCCCAUUGGAUUCUAUUUCGGAUGCUGUUACGGAUUUGGAAGAUCACGAUAAGAUUCGUGAAAGUUUAAACCGGUCUUUGAGUCCGAGACAUAUCAAUAUGAUUUCUGUUGCAGGGGUGAUUGGGACCGGGCUGUACUUAUCGACAGCGAAAUCUCUUCAUGUUGGUGGUCCGGGGUCGUUGUUCAUUAAUUAUACCAUUAUGGGAGGAGUGGUUUACUUGACGAUGCUGUGUCUUGGUGAAAUGUCUACUUUCAUGCCCAUUAGUGGAUCUUUUUGCUCAUAUGCCAAAAAAUUCGGUUGUGAGUCUUUUGCGUUCGCCUUGAUGUGCAAUUACUGGUUCAAUGAUGCUGUUUCGGUGGCUAGCGAUCUGACUGCGCUGCAGUUGGUUUUGGAUUACUGGAAAUCUUCACAACACAAUUUCCCAUAUUGGGCUGCUUCGCUGUUGUUUUGGGUGUUUUUACUGGGGCUUAACGUAAUUCACGUCAGGGUUUAUGGUGAAGCGGAGUACUGGUUGGCCUUGUUAAAGGUAAUCGCUAUUGUGAUCUUCUUUAUUUUAGCCAUUGUGGUGAAUGUGGGUCAUAAUCCAGACCAUGAAUAUAUCGGAUUCAAAUACUGGAGUUACAAGGAGGCACCAUUCGUGAACGGUUUCAAAGGGUUUGUAACCAUCUUUGUCAGUUCGGCUUUCUCCUACGGUGGUACCGAAAGUAUCACAUUGACCGCAGGUGAGGCAAGGAACCCGAUUAGAAACACACCUAGAAUUGUUAAGACUGUUUUCUGGAGGAUUUUGAUCUUUUACGUGGCGACCAUGUUCUUCAUUUCCAUGAAUAUCCCAUACGACUAUCCAAAUUUGAGCACCAAAUCCGUGAUGACUUCUCCUUUCACUAUCAUCUUCCAAAUGGCCGGUACCAAAGCCGCUGGUUCAUUCAUGAAUGCGGUGAUUUUAACCAGUAUCGUCAGUGCUGGGAACCACGCGCUAUUUGCAGGAAGCAGAGUGUUAUACAACAUGGGAUUAGAAGGAUUUGUUUUCCCAAAACUCAUUACAAAGACAAACAGAUACCGUGCACCUUACGUCGCUGUAAUACUCACUUGGGCCGUUGGUGGACUGUGUUUUGGAGCCAGUUUCAUUGGUGCUGGUACUCUAUGGACGUGGUUACAAAACAUCGUCGGUGUCUCUAACCAAGUCGCUUGGCUCAGUAUCGCUGUCACAUCUAUUAGAUUCAGGAAAGGUUUAGCGCAACAGGGCAAGACUCAAGAGUUGCAGUUCAAGAAUUGGACCUAUCCAUAUGGACCAUAUUUCCUGGUAAUCUUCGUUACAUUGAUUAUUUUAGUGCAAGGGUGGUCAGCAUUUGACCCAUGGAGUACUUCAGACUUCUUUUCGUAUUAUCUGGAAUUGUUCGUCUUCCCAACAUGCUGGCUCAUCUGGUGGAUCUUCAAGAGAGACCGCUUCGUUAAGCCAGAGGAUAUGGAUUUUAUCACGGACAGAUAUAUUCAGAGUCCUCAAGAAAUUGAAGAGAAUGAAAGGCUUGAUAACCUGGAAGGCUACCCAAAAUACAGGCAGAUCGUUAGUGACUACUUUUUGUAA